GCCGCUGCAGUCCACCUGGUAGACUGUUCUGGGACUUCUAGCUACUUCCGAGACCGCUGCCGGGUGGCCGCAGUCGCCAAGUCCGGAGGUCCCGGUGUCACACAUAGGCUCUGCGACAUGUCGAUGCUGGCUGAGCGUCGGCGGAAGCAGAGGUGGACUGUGGAUCCAAGAAACACUGCGUGGAGUAAUGACGAUUCCAAGUUUGGCCAGAGGAUGCUAGAGAAGAUGGGGUGGUCUAAAGGAAAGGGUUUAGGGGCCCAGGAGCAAGGAGCCACAGAUCACAUUAGAGUUCAAGUUAAAAAUAACCACCUGGGCCUUGGAGCGACAGUAAAUAAUGAAGACAACUGGAUUGCACAUCAGGAUGGCUUUAACCAGCUCCUGGCUGAACUGAACACGUGCCAUGCGCAGGAAACAGCAGACUCCUUAGACAACAAGGAAAAGAAAUCUUUUAGCCUUGAGGAAAAGUCCAAAAUCUCCAAAAACCGCGUUCAUUAUAAGAAAUUCACAAAAGGGAAGGAUCUUUCAUCUCGAAGCAAAACAGAUCUUGACUGCGUUUUUGGGAAAAGACAGAGUAAGAAGACUCCCGAGGAUGAUUCCAGCCCGUCCACUCCGGAUGAGAAUGAGACCACCACGACGACAACCAGUGCCUUCACCAUCCAGGAGUAUUUUGCCAGGCGCAUGGCAGAGCUGAAGAGCAAGCCCCAGGUCACAGCUCCCCGGCCUGAUGGUUCAGAUACUCAAGCGGAAUUGAAAAGGAGAAAGAAAAGAAACAAAGAGGCAACAGGUAAAAAUGGGGAGAGUUACCCCCAACCCAAGGCCAAGCAGCCUGAAGAGGAGACGUGCGAGGAAGAAGGAAGCCUUGAGCGCCCGGCCAAGAAGAAGAGAGCCCCGGUGUCGCAACAGCCCCGACGCGCCCUGCAGGACGAGAGCUCUGAUGCUUCUGCCGAGGCUGCAGAGGAUCACGUGCAGCCGCCCGGUGACCAGGAUGUGAUCCCAACACCCAGAAAAAGGAGAGAAAAGCAAAAGCUGCAAAAGCCAGUAGAGGAGGCAGUGGACAUGGUGCCAGCUGAAACACUGGUGAAGAAGAAGAAGAAGAAGAAGAAAGGUCCCAAAUGAGCCGUCGCCAGCCAGGGCCUCCGACCACGCCGCGUUGGGCGCUGCCGGCAGACGCCAUUGGCCUGGAGUCAGGGUUAACCCAGGGAGUCUGGGCGUCUUCUGACACGCCGCCAUUGCCGGUCCCGCCCUCUGCCGCGCUUCCCCAAGUUAUAUUCCCAGGAGAACUUUUUAAUCUUCUAAAUCACGGCUCUCAUAAACAAAUAAAUUUUUUUAUAAACUCGGA
Molecule: messenger RNA, 1339 nt
Organism: Microcebus murinus (gray mouse lemur)
Lineage: Eukaryota; Metazoa; Chordata; Mammalia; Primates; Cheirogaleidae
Gene: PINX1
Product: PIN2 (TERF1) interacting telomerase inhibitor 1
Cellular component (GO): nucleolus
Molecular function (GO): telomerase inhibitor activity; nucleic acid binding
Source: RefSeq, a predicted model, not a curated record